AUCUAAGAAUUAUUAAAAUUUCUUUGUUUUCUGACUCCUUGGACAAACAAAAGGUUAAAAUUAAGGCAGUUCAGAGAUGAAGGGAGUUGGGGGUGGUCAUAAUAUAGGAUAGUAUUAAAUAUAAAAAUAGUAAAUAAAGCACAGUUUAUCAGUAUGUUUAAAAUAGCUCUAGGAGUUAUGCAUGUUUAUACUUUAACAAAGUGUACUUUAUUGGGGGAAUAAUUUAAUUGGUCCAUUAUGUGGCAUUUACCAAGGUAAUUUUUUCCUUUUUGUUUGAACACAGGAAUUAAAAGUGAUUCAUAAAACAGACACACACACACACACACACACACACACACACACACACACAAUCAACAUGUAAAUUAGAACCACAUUAAGAUGAUCAUCAUUUUAUGUUGUUUCCCUAAAAUGGCUCUCAUUUGCCCUGUAUGUUCAACUCAGAGUGCUGUGACGGUGUUGUUAGUUCUGAUUCACGGAAGACUUAGAAGUCCCUGUGAACGGCUUUAUAGAGCAACUUCAGUGUGCAGUUAUUGCGUUUAUUCUUUCUGUGCACAUUUUUUGGGUUUUGGGUUUCUUUUCCCCCAAGGGAAUUACUAUUAUAUUGAUUUUAGUGUAUAUGAUGGUUAAAUCCAGGAGCAUAAUCUGUACAUCUGUCUGAGGUCUCUUUGGAGAACAUAAGCCCAAGCAUACUGCUUUCCUGAUUAAAAACUUUCAGUGAUUCUGAUUAGUCAGGACUCUUGGUUUUAACUGACGGAAACUAAUGGGACCUUUGAAGAAUUCCAAAUAGCCAAGUCAUGUCGUGUAUUUGCGUGCUAGAAGAAUCACUCUAGCCAGCAGCAUUGUGAUUAGAAUGAAGGGGGCCACUCCAAAAACAGAGACAGGAGCCCGAAUGGACCUAGAUCUCUAGCACGCAGAAAUGUCCCUUUGCACUGACCUAGCUGCUCAAGCUCUUUACUCACCAGACUGGUAGCGAGUUUACGGGAGCCACAUGAAAGUUGAGUUUGGGCCCAUAAAAUGGGCUAGUCCUCCAUUCUCCAGCAUAUCUCCCCACCUUCCUCCUACCAGGUUUUUAGGCACCACAGUUUGGGAAGCAGUCUUCUGCAUGUGGUUGCCCACACUGGGUGAUGGGGGUUGGGGAUAGGUCAUGUGAAUGUUCAUGAACUGCUUGUUACUCUCUUCCCUUCUGGGCUUCACCUAUCUGGUGUGAGAAGGGAAGCAAUUGUCAGCAGAGGCCAGAGUGGCCCCAUGCUGUGGUUGCUUUGCUUUUCCAACCCUCUGCCUGCUGGCUCAACAUACCUAGCUUCCAUGUUUCCUGUGAGUUCUCUUCUUAGGUACAAUUUAAUAUGAAAUUUUCCCCUUCCUUACAACCAAAGCCAGGAGGGGGCACUGUCUUGGCACACUCUGCAUCUAUGACAGAGCACUUGCUCCCUAGGCAACUCCCCCUCUCCCAGUUCCGUCUUCCCACUGUCUGUGCCCCACGUUCUCGGCAGACUUAGUGGGCAUCUGGGUGGCAGGAAUAUGGGGCUCCCUGGUUGCUGAUUCUUGUUCAUCUGAAGUUCUUCCAGCCAGGGCUCUUUGUUCUAAAAACUCUGAUCUCUGCAGGAUGAAUGGUAUAUCUUGGCUUAUCUAGAAUCCUCUCCAGUUUUCAUCAGGGCUCUCGGAAACCUCUUCUGAAGGUCUCAGAUAUUCAGCCACAGAACUGAAAUGGAUGGAAUGUGCUUUGAGAAUGUGUGACUAGUUUCAGAGUCUGAACCCCUCUUAGACGUUUCACUUGGUGUCACAGUACCCCAACAUGUUUGAAUCAGCAAAUUUGUUACAUUAAGAACUUAUAGCCUUUCCCCCGGGGGGGAAUCUCCUCUCCCGAAAACUCCUCAGUUUGCCACACAGUCUCAUUUCCAUCCUAUGGAAAUCAGCCAUCCUUCUCCUGUCCCACUUGCUGACCUGGGUGGGAGGCAUGGCCAGGCUUGGGAAGCAGGGAUGUCCUGUGCUUCGAGACCAACAGCACCGGGCUGUCUCUUUCCUCUUCCUGGUUGACAUUGUUACUUCCUUUGGUUUUUAAGCAAUUCAGAGUUUAAGAUAAAGGCCUUAAAGACAACUUUCUCUGCCUCUCCCUUUCUACGUAUUUGCAUAGGAAUCAGAGGAGUUAAUCUUGUGAGUAAACUCUCAACAUCUGCACAGUUUCCUUCCUUCCUUCUUUCUCUAUCCGCCCCAGGAUUCUAAAGCACAGGAAUGCCCCCAGGUCGCCAGUGCCUUUGCAGAGACCACACUCCUGUCUGCAACAGGGGGUGGCCUUUUUUAAAAAAACAUUCUGGCUCCAGUUUUAGCAAUUGAGGCUAGUCAAUAGCGCAGAUACGUAUGAGUCUAAGGUUCUUGGCGCCUUAUGCAGGCACCCUGCGAGUCUGAAUCUCCCUGCACAACUUCAAGUAUGCAGGAAAUCUUCCUUUUUUUUUUUUUUUUUAUUCCCUGUAACUAAUUCAGACUCCAGCCCCCAAUCUGCUAACCUACAGGGAAAUUUCAUCUCAGUCAUUUUUAGGUGUCUCUCCUUCCCCCAUGGGGAGUGUUCUAGAACCCAGAGAUUACCAUGGCACCUGGUAGGUAAGGGACUGGCCUCUGACCUUUUGUGUAUCUGCCUCAGGACUGAGUAGAGGCUGGAAACCGUGCCACGGGUCUGGUCUCCCAGAGCACAUCCCACACUCUUGAGGGCUCUGCUCACCGCCCUGGGGAACAGAGCUGUGCAAGGGACGCCUGGCUGGUGCUGACAGAUCUCCUUCUCUUUUACAGGCCCCGGGGUGGGGGGUGGAGGGAGAGAGAGGGUCUUUUUCUCACCCUUGUAUGUGCCCUCUGCUUCUCCAGUCUCAGGAGUCAGGCAGAAUCUCCUCAUUGGGUUUAGAGGUUAACAAAGACAAACUGCCUGUGCCGUCAUCUGGGCUAAAAUACAAGGAAUUACAGAGCCUGCCACCUGUUUUAAAUGAGCUAGAAAGAAAAGCUGUUGGGAGGACAAACAAAGCGAAAUUCCAGAGUUGUCCUGCCGUGCUGAUUUGGAGGCUGUAAUGAAGGCAAAACAUCGCCCAAACAGUGGUAACUAUGGAAAUUAAGAGAAGGAAACAGAUUUGAGAGACAGUAAGCUUGCAGAAUCUGUAUAGCUUAGUCAGUGAGAAAAAUCUAGUAUGACUCCAGAGUUUCUGACUUCAGAGAGACCAGGAAGUAAUACAGUAAAGAGACUGACCUGUUGAUAAUGUGGACUCACACCACACACUCUGGAUGCAGGUCUCAGCUCCACUGCCUGCUGGUCAUGUGAGCAUGAGCAAAUUAGUGCAACUUUUAAGCCUCAGUUUCCCCAUAAGUAAAAUGGGGCUAAUACUGCAUACUCAUAUGGUUGUGAGCAUGACUCAAAUGGUCAUGACCUUCUGAGCAUCCAGUAAAUGUUAGCUAUUAUUAUGUGGUGGUGCCAGUAGCUAAAAUCUGUAAUACUACAGGAGGAGCCCCUGCUUUAGGGCAGGUGACCCUCGGGGCUGUGAGAUAGCCAGGCUGAGAGGUGGUAGAUGAUGGAUUCAUCUGGACUUGGAAAGAAAGCUCGGGAUUGUAGACAUAUUUGGGAGACCUUUGCCUCCAAAGAGUAGUUGACACCUUGGGGUAUGAAUGUGGUCCCCCAGAAAUGGUGCAAGAAGGUAGAGGGGCAGGUGUCAGGCCCACAAAUGUAUUCAGACAUCGCCCCCCUAUGUCAUCUUUAAACUGACUUCAUUGUUUUGAGAUGAACAUGACUAUCCCGUUUAGGGUCUUUGCUUCAGAGGUAUAAUCUCAUUGUUUGCUUGGUGAAAUACAAGUUAGUUGUCUGUAAUCUCCCAUAUUGGGUGGGCUCCUUUCUAUCUGGAAUUACAGUGUUUAGAAAAACACACAUGGACACACCUUUUUUGAAAAGCUUUUCAAAAACAAACCUUGCAAUCUUCAAUCGAGAGCUGGCUUUCACUGAAAAUUAAGACAAUUCCCAGUGUUUGGGGCUUUCCCAAUUCUUUCCCACUCAAAUCAUUAGAAAUAAAAGAGUCAGUUUGAAGAAUUGACUUAUGAAAAAUCAGGAGUAGCCGGAAGUGAAUGAGCUGAAAGUGGAGGAGAAUCCCUUUGUUUCAUGGGGGUUUCAGUGCAGGCUCAGCAGGCAGCUAAACCAGGACAUUCAUAGAGAAAAGGGCAUGUUCUUAAAUGCUCUCAGAGGCAAACGCCUAGAAAGACCUACCGUGCCAGCAAAAAGUUAUUCUACAAAUCAUAUGUUCUGUAUUCAGGAAAUUUUACUUUUUGUCAUCGAAACAUCUGAGUAAGCAGAUGUAAACAGAUCAUUUUCCAAAAAAACAUUUUCCCUUUUAUUUAAAACAAUGAUCUGUUUACUGUGUGCCGAUUUCAUUCCUAGAAAACUGUGACUUUCCUUGUUACUUUGGAGCCCAGAACCAUGUAUAUUUAGGAGUGUUUUUACCAUAUACUUUAAAUAUAUAUUUACAUAUUAUAUAUUAAAAGAUUAUAUAUACAUGUGUAUAUAUACGUAUAUACAUAUAUAUAUACAUAUAUGAAUGAUUAAAGCCCUUUUGUCAGAUUUGAAAUCUAAGUUCUGACCUGAAAAGCAGUCUGCAAGGAGCAUCCUGUCAAACUUAGAUGUGUUAUUUUUCCUGUCUCUUCUCUGCUUUAUUAAACUGUCACACACCGCGCACGAUUUUUCCCCAGGGCCACGCAUGCUUUCGGGUUCUCUGUUGCAUUGUUAACUAUUUAAGCGUUUGCCUGGUGCCGAGAUGGCAGGUGGGAGAGGCAGAGGAACUUGGCCUCCUCCCCGCCAGAGUUCUCCUCUUUCACUAGUGCUGCUUACAUUGAACAGCUUAAGAAUAAGCUCCUAUGUGAGCCCUCGGAGGCCAAGGAGUAUUGUUGGAUUCAGAAAGGAAUCGCUUUCUUUUAGUGAUCAUUUGAAUAUUUCGACAAUGAAGCUAAGCCACUCCACUGCCUGGUUUGCGUACCUCGUGUCAUGUGCGCCCUUCCUUGGGAAGAAGAGAGCCCUCGCCUCUCUGAAUUUGUAAAUUGGUAUUGUCCGUUGGUGAGAUGAGUAGAAGCAAAGGAAGAAUCCUCCAGAAGAAUUUUACUCUCUUGCUCAGUGUUUUUUUAAAGCUCUUUAAAAAAAAAAAAAAAUUAAUACAGGCCUUUGUAGACCACCCAAUUAAAUCACCAUGAUAAAUGGUGGGUAUUUUGAGAAGAGAGAUGGGCCAUGAGAUGAUGUGUUGAAGUGUUUAUACAUGCAAAGUGAGGAAUACAUUUAAAACAAAUUCUCUGGAUAAUUCAGAGGUCCUACUCACCUCUGGUUUUUUCCUGAAUUGUGAUGGGUUAUUUUUCAAAUUUGGUUGUCUAAAAAUGAUCUUCAUUUUUCCAUUUUUAACUUAAAAGGAAUGCUCUCCUACAAAAUAAACAGACAUAGCUUUUUUUUUUUUUAAUCAAACUAAGAGAACAGGCGACCAAGUGAAUAAACCACAUAGGUAGGAUAUAAUUGGCUUUGUUUCAUAGUAAGCUUACCUUUGUGCUGGUUAAGAAAAUCCUAAAAAGCUUUCCCCCUAUGAGAAUUGACUGGUUGGAAUAGUCCUAAAUUGGAAGAAGCCAAGUUUUGUAAUUAAUUGGUGAAUAGAGAUACUGGUUUCCGAAUGCUCACCAGAGAUCAGUGGUACAAAGCUGGCCAUGGACUUGGCUCUGGAGAACUUGGUGAAAACGUGAAUGCCCAAUGCCAAAGUGAUGUUACAGCAUUCUGUGCUGCUUUGUGCUGUGGCCUUGGAAUCUGUAUUUUUAAAAGAUGUCUCUGGCAAUUCUAAUGCAUAGCCAGGUUUGGUAACCACUGAAUUGUGUAUUCAAUUUGGAGACCUCAGCCUUUUCACCAUCUGAUGAAUCUAUAUGUUUAUUUGAAGCUUUUGUUGAAAAUGAAUGCCUGCUGGUUAUUGCUUUUUUCAGUUCACAAUUUGUUUCCGGUUCUGUUAUUGCAUAGAUUUGCAUACCUGUUUUAUAGUAUUCUAAUACUGUUGCUUUAAAAAAAAUACCAUUUCCUCUCUGUGCUCUUUUGAAUAUUUAAUGUAAACAAUUUCGUGUUUUGUUUUGUUAUUUUCCCUACUUGCAGAAAGUAGGGGAAAACUCCAGGGUUUUUCUAACCCAAUUGUAAUAUAAAUACUUAAAGAUCUUGGUCAAGGUAAUAUAAGAUUGAAAAUCCUUUAAGUUACAGCAUUAUGAACUUCAUCAUACCUUUAAAAUAUGUCAGAUGAGCUAAAUGUUUAAGACUUUGGCCAGAUGGUCGAUCUGAGACAUUUAAAAAUUAAUGGUUGUGUGUCUGUUGAGGUAUCCUACUACAGGAUUUUAACACUUAAAAUUGAUCUGUGAAUGAAAAUGCGUGAAAGGGCAGUCAGAAAUCUCUGUCAGUCAUCAAUUGUGUGUAUGUGCUCUUGAAGUCAGGCUCAAGCUGCAACAUGAUGGGGGGAAAUGUUUUCCUAGCUUCAUUCACUGAAGGUGUGCAAGAUCUCUUCUUACAGGUUUGAGUCGUCAGACAAACUUCCGAGGGGACUCCAUGACCACCUGGAAGCUGGUGUUUCCUGUCACCGAGUAGCCAGUCUGGCGAUCCAGAAGAUGCCCCAGCUCUGGUGAUGCUCCUGGAACCUCAUCUGUGCCUCCGACAUUCUCCCAGCCUGAGACUGCAUCUAUAAAUUGGGAUGUGGGAAAGCAGGAAGCAAAGCUCAUGAAUGAGUUGUUAGAAAUUCUUUUGUACCCAAAGCCACAAGUUCAAUUGCAUCUCAGAGGCGUGCAGCCCGUCUCCAGUUCUUCAAGAUCCCACUGAGACACCCUCAGCCUGCUUCGUGAAGGUCACUGGCACAUGGCUACCCAUUCGCCCCAGAAAUCUCACCAGUGUGCUCACUGUGAGAAGACGUUCAACCGGAAAGACCACCUAAAAAACCACCUCCAAACGCAUGACCCCAACAAAAUGGCCUUUGGGUGUGAGGAGUGUGGGAAGAAGUACAACACCAUGCUGGGCUACAAGAGGCACCUGGCCCUCCACGCGGCCAGCAGUGGCGACCUCACCUGCGGGGUCUGCGCCCUAGAGCUAGGGAGCACCGAGGUGCUGCUGGACCACCUCAAAGCCCACGCGGAAGAAAAGCCCCCCAGCGGCACCAAGGAGAAGAAGCACCAGUGCGACCACUGUGAGAGAUGCUUCUACACCCGGAAGGACGUGCGGCGCCACCUGGUGGUCCACACAGGCUGCAAGGACUUCCUGUGCCAGUUUUGUGCCCAGAGAUUUGGGCGCAAAGACCACCUCACGCGACAUACCAAGAAGACACACUCGCAGGAGCUGAUGAAAGAGAGUCUGCAGUCUGGAGACCUUCUGAGCACCUUCCACUCCAUCUCUCCCCAGUUUCAGCUGAAGGCCGCCCCGCUGUCUCCCUUCCCUCUGGGGGCUCCCGCGCACGCGCAGAACGGGCUCGCCAGCGGCCUGCCCGCUGAGGUACACGGCCACGCCCACAACCCUUCGGAUCCAGCCUCCCAGCCUGUACAGGCGCUGCCGGAGCCCCUGGCCCCCCUCCACCCCGUAACCUCUCCCAGCUCCCCUCCCGCGCCCCUCCAGAAUCACAAGUACAACACCAGUUCUACCUCAUACUCCCCACUUGCAAGCCUGCCCCUCAAAGCAGAUACUAAAGGAUUUUGCAAUAUCAAUUUGCUUGAGGACUUGCCUCUGCAAGAGCCUCAGUCACCUCACAAGCUCAACCCAGGUUUCGAUCCGGCUAAGGGAAGCGCUGGUAAAGUGAGCCUGCCCAAGGAGCUACCUGCAGAUGCUGUGAACCUAACGAUACCUGCCUCUUUGGACAUUUCCCCCCUGUUGGGCUUCUGGCAGCUGCCCCCUCCUGCUACCCAAAACGCCUUUGGGAAUGGCACUCUCACCCUGGGGCCUGGGGAGUCUCUGCCCCACAGGUUAAGCUGUCUGGGGCAGCAGCAACAAGAUCCCUCACUAGCCAUGAGCACUAUGAGCCUGGGCCAGCUCCCCCUCCCCCCCAUCCCCCAUGUUUUCCCAGCUGGCACCGGCUCUGCUAUCCUGCCUCAUUUCCAUCAUGCAUUCAGAUGACUGGUUUUUAAAGCGUCCUUUUCUUAUUCUGGAAGAUGUGUUUUAAGGAGCAUGUAAGCAUCAGUUAUGCUACAAGGAGAGAUUUGGAAAGCGGGACUGGAAAUACGGCUAAUUCAGUGAUGACUGGCUUGAGAUAAGAGAGUUCUCGAACUGCAUGUAUCGUGCCAAUUGUCCUGAGUGUUCAUGCUUUGUACCAAAUUUGAUAAGCAAGUAUUCUUUAAUGGAACUGCAAAUAUUGUCAGAACCGACAUCCAAACGAGGGCUGCUAUAUAUAGGUGUUUGUCAAAUUGAAUUUAAUCGUAAGCCAUGAUCAUAAUAAUGUUAACUAAUUUUAUGUGGCACUGCCUAGUAAAGGGAACUAUGGGAAGGUUUGGCUUUCUCCAAAAUGGGAGAAUUUUUAAAAUACAAAAUAACCUUUAUAUUGCAUAUUAUAACUAGGCUGUGUAUUUCUUUUCAGGGAUUUUUCUACCUUCAGGGUUGGAUGUAGUUUAGUUACUAUUGCCAUAGCCAACCUGUAGUUUUACAGAAACAAUUUCUUGUGGAAUAAUAGACGUCUCCAUUUUAAAAAAGCAUUUUAAAUGUAGUUUGAAUAUUUUCCACAAGAUGCUACAAUGUGAGUUAUCACUUCAUGUAUCUUAAAAGACUAAACUGGUUGUCAGUUACAUCUGACAGAAAAAAAAAAAAAUCACUGUGUAACCAGGUUAAGUGGUAAAAUAAUCCAGGCGUCAGUCAAAAGAAAGCAUUUUGCUGACUUUAAUAUUGAUUAUAUUUUUAACAGGAAUUUAAGAAAAUAUUACUGGAAUUUUAAAAUAUAUAUAUAUAUUAAACAAGAAUUUUCUUUGCUCUGUCUGGCUUAAAAUACUACUCUGCUUAAGUAUUAUUUUUAAUCACCAAUAAAUGCAUUUAAAUUCAUCAUUUAAGUCAAUAUUAGUUUUUUUCAAAAGGAUAACAUUUGCAAUGUAACUAUAAUCUAUGUCUUGAAUUUGGUAUCUAAUGAGUUUAAGAAUAUAAAACCUAACCUUUUUUUUUUUUCAAAGCUCCUUUGUCUUUUGUGUUUAGAGGCUUUCUAUAUGAAGAUAAUAUCUUACAUAUAAUAAACUCUACAAAUCCUGCA
This is a messenger RNA of Acinonyx jubatus (cheetah), 9227 nucleotides long. RefSeq names its product PLAG1 like zinc finger 1 (gene PLAGL1). Lineage: Eukaryota; Metazoa; Chordata; Mammalia; Carnivora; Felidae. The record is from RefSeq and is a predicted model, not a curated record. The transcript is spliced from 4 exons. The coding region runs from base 6872 to 8113 and encodes 413 amino acids. Gene Ontology annotation, molecular function: DNA-binding transcription activator activity, RNA polymerase II-specific.